UCCCGCUCCUCCUCUCCUCCUUCUUCUCCUUCUCCUCCUUCUCCUCCUCUCCCUCGCUCCCAGCAUGGGGUCUCCAACUUGUUUUUCAAUCAUUGUUUCCUGCAACUUCUUUCUAUUCCCCCCCAAAAAGAGAACAGAGAGGGCUAGGGUAAAGGGGCGAGAGAGAGGGUGAGCGAGGGAGACUGAGAGCAUAGGAGAGGGAGGGAGGGAAUGUGAACGCAAAGCACUAUAAAGAAACAUUCUUUAAAAAAGAAAACACAUUCUUUAUUACAAUCUGCGAAUAACUUAGCACAGGUCUGAUCCGCUAGGCAAAGAAAAAAGAGUGCUGCGGACUUGUCGAUUGCUUGGUUGGGUCUUUUGGGGAAGCUGUUUCCUCGGACAUUGUUGCAAACUGGACACGAGUUACAGAAGAGCGAUCCUGAGAGGAAGAACUUUUCCAACUGAAGAUGCAUCUCUCACUGUGGCUGUUUUGGCUAGCAUGCUUGUGCACUUGGGCGGAGGCUUCUGGUCGCUGUCAGUGCCGCUGCACCUGCUUACCCGAGGAGGAGCAACAGCCGCAGGUGGUGCAGGGGUCAGAAAGGUCAGUGGGCAGAAGGCGUGACCACCAUCGCCUGGCACACGAGCGUCCAUCAAGAAAAGACAGAGGUCAUCGCAGGAAAGGUCCCAGGCUGCGUCCAGAUGAAGGAGUCCCGCGAAUAGUGCAUCACCCCUCUGAUGUGGUAGUGCGGGAGGGCAAUCCUGCCACGCUGUCCUGCAGGGCUGAGGGCAACCCAGAACCCUCCAUCCAGUGGCUGCGCAACGGCAUCCCCAUGGAGCCUGAGAAGAUGGAUGGACAGUCUCGGCCCAUGGUCCUGCCUGAGGGCAGCCUUUUCUUCCUAAGCGUGGUCCCUGGGAGGAAGAGCCAGUCACAUGAAGCAGUGUAUGCCUGCAUUGCCCGGAACAGUGCUGGCACCGCAACCAGCAGAAAUGCCUCUCUACAUAUAGCAGCGUUACGUGAUGAGUUCCGUGUGCAGCCCAGUGAUGUGGAAGUCACCAUGGGUGAAGUAGCUGUGAUGAACUGCAGCCCACCCGUAGGGCAUCCAGAACCCAACAUCUCCUGGAAAAAAGAUGGCGUCCUCAUUAACCUUGCAGACGACCACUACACAGAGCUGAAUGGGAAACUGAUAAUUGCUCCAGCUCAGAGACAGGAUUCUGGAGUGUAUGUCUGUGUGGCCACAAACAUCAUUGGAGUCAAAGAAAGUAAUGCAGCCAUUCUCUCUGUUUUGGAGAAGCCAGCAUUGCUGCUUGAGCCACAGGACGUCACUGUGGGCCUGGGUGAGUCAGCUCAUUUCUUCUGUGAAGCGCAAGGAGACCCUGUGCCUGUAGUGAAGUGGAGCAGGGAGCAGGGAGCGCUACCUAACGGCAGGUAUUUGGUUAAUCCAGACCAGAGUCUUCAGCUCCACUAUGUGACAUUGCAGGAUGCAGGCAGGUACACCUGUACUGCAACCAGUGAUAUAGGGGUGGCUACAGCCAGCGCUCAGCUAGUUGUGGAAGGCAGCAGCAGUCAAAGGGAUCUGCAUAAAGAACUCUCAGCCCUACGGGUCAGUUUGGAGAACGUCACUGUCCUAAGAACUGCAUCCAAUGUCUCACAGGUCAUGUGGAAGCUUCAGUCAUUACCCUCCCAGCCGCACUACCUGGAAGGCUUUGAGGUGCUGUACCGCUCCCUGCUGCCUGCCAGUUCAGACUGGGCUGCUCAGAGGGUCCCUCAGCCUGCAUUACAGACACACGUGGGGCCCCUAAAGAGAGGCUACAAGUACGAGUUUAAAGUUCGGCCAUAUGGGAGUGAUUUAUAUGGCAGAGAGAGCAACACCAGACACCUCAGAGUACCAGAGACAGUGCCCAGCACUCCUCCUCAGGAAGUGUCCAUAAUGAUGCCCACAGACCGUAACGACACAGCCCAUCUGAGCUGGCUGCCCCCACCUCAUGACGCUCACAAUGGGAUCAUUCAAGGAUACCAGGUGUGGUGUGUCCAACAAGAAGAGCAGCAGUACCUGAACUGGACAGUGGACAGUGGCACACACAAUCUGGAGAUUAGCCAACUGCAGCCUGGCAAACACUACUGGAUCAGAGUGGCGGCGGUCAAUGGGGCCGGGAUCGGAGUGCAAAGCAAUCCAUACAAACUGAUAAUAGAAUCUAAGAAGCCAUCAACAUCCUUUCACAAAAAUGCACUGAAUCUAUCUGAUGUUGUGGCAAUAAUGAAGGAGCCAAUAUUUAUUGGCAGCAUUGGCGCCCUCUUGUGGUGCGUGCUGAUGGCUACAGCUAUUUAUCUAUACAGAAAACACAUCAGACCAUCCAAUCUGGGAGGAGGACAUCACAAGAAGCCUGGAUUGUAUCGAUUGGCUAGUGAGGAUUUAAUCAUCAAGCACAGGAUGGCAGCUCCAGAUUCUCCAUGGAUCUCCGGAUCUUGGAGGCCAGACUCCAACAGUGAGCAGUACCAGAGUCUGUGGACACAGAACAAACAGGAGAAUGCAGGCCUGAAGAGAAGCACUCUACCCAUAACAGCCAAACCCGACUCCAGCCCUCUGGAGGCAGCUGUCCCCAUUGUGCCCGACAACUGCGGAGUCUACGGCACCUUCUACGUGGAUCUGACCGGGAACAAGCUGAAAACAUUUAACAGCCCGGCCCAACGGCCCAAAAUGCCCCACAACAAUACCCAGCAGCUUCCCAGCUCAGAGACCAUCCGCAUCACUCAACCUGUAGCCAAGGCACCGGUAGUCAGGGAGGGGCAAGUGAUGCCAUGGAAACGGGCUCUGCCAUGCCAGCCUAAUAUGGGCAUUCGAAAGGAAUCAUGGGAGAAGAACUUUAAACGAGAGCUGCAUGCAGUAAACAGUGCUCCAUUAGUUCCCCUGCAUCAACAGGCCCUGGUGGUGCGCAACGCCCCUAUCAAUCAUAAACACAGGCUCAGCCAGCAUCCAGGAGGGGUCUCAGAGGGCGUGAAGCCGUUCGGUUCUCCCAGAAUCCUACACUACUCAGCCUCACUGCACUUAGUGGACAUGCUGCCCAAUCCUCCUCCUCUGCCAAUGGAGGACAGCCAGAGUGUCAGCUCUGAGGAAGGGUCCAGCCGGUCCACUAAGCUGACGGUGGAUGCUGGUUCCCUGCAGUCUGUGUGUGCUGCCUCCACCCUGCAGGGUCCUGCUACUGUGGCAACAGGCUGCCCCUCCCAACGAAGCCCCUCCUACAGCCACCUCUCUACUGCAUCCUUCUGCCUAUCCACUGAUGAUAAUCAGGAUACCCUCAGUACACAGGCACACGAGUACCUGGAACUGAGCCCUAAACCACUCAGACGCAGUACCCUGUCUGAGAAGCCCCCCUCCUUGCCCCGUCCAUUCUCCCCUACACCCACUUUCGGCUACAUCUGUGGGCCCUCUGAGCGUGAGGUGGUGGAUGUGGACGAUGAGUCUCAGUCAGUGGGGUUCAGGAGCACUGCCCUGAGAAGCACGCCCUCCUCCUGCUGCAGCGAAUGGGAGGGCUCGCUGUGGAACGGGUGGGGAUCCGUCUCCGAGGGGAACAUGCCGAGUGCCCGGACCAGCAUCAUCAGCUCCUCAGACGGCUCCUUCAUGAACGACGCAAACUUCGCUCGAGUUCUGGCCAUGACUGCAGAGUCUAUGAGCGGAACUUUAUCAGAUUUCUCCCCGCCGGGCUCUCCUCUGAGCAUGCUGUUCCCCCCGCGGGACUGUUUCGGGGAGGUGGACCCCCUGCCCGUGUGGGACUGGAAUACAGCCUGGGUGGAGGAGAUGGAGGCCCAGUUCAGAGCAUCCAGAGAAGGCAGAGACGGCAGAGAGGGCAUGGGGUUGUCCAGACGGGAGCACUGGGGAGAUCUGCCACACAGCAAGCUGGCCCUCCACAAAACUAACUCACAGCGAUGAUCACACUCCUCACACCGAGGAGAGCGGCACCGGACUACAUUUCUCACCAUCUCAACAGCCUCAGAAAAUUUUUUAUGUUGGCACUACAUUUCCCAUAGUCCUCUGUAGCAGUUGGUCGUUGUGAAUUAAUGUUGCAUUUGGGUGGACCUCAACAAGCUCUGGUAGCUGGUAUAAUAUUCAACACAAACACAUACACACACAUACAUACAGUAUCUGUUACAGUAUACACACAUGCUGGAACACACAUGUGUCGGAAGUUGUUUAAAGCUUUUUAUCUGAACAUCAAGUGUGCUUUGCCUUUAAAUUCUAUGUACAAAAAGUACAGUUCGGACAAAAUAUAGAUAUUGUGUUUUAAAUAUUAUUGAUACAUUUCAUAAAAUAUCUGUUUUGUAAACCCACAGUUAGUUUGAACUCAAAUUAAGUAAAAUUAUGUAAAAUUUGAUAUUUCCAACCAUCACUCAACUGUUUUAAAUUAGGUAAACAUUUGUGGGCACAAAUACAUUCAAACAGAGAUAUUUGAGUUGAAUCAACUUAUAAUAACUGAGUUUAGUCUGGCUUCUGACCCAAUCUAUUUGCAUACUGGGAGUCCCCCUCAUUUUCUGACACUUAUCAUCAGUGUGUAGUGAUUCCCCCAGGCUACCUUAAGUAAACUUGUAGAUCAUAUAUUAUGAAGAACUGUUUGGCCUUUAUGUUGUAGGCUGUAAGAGCAUGCAUCAUUUUCGGAGCUACUAACUUUAACUCUGUGUUGGCUGUGUGCUCUAUACUGUUCUCUCUAUAACAUUUUUGUUUUAUCUUCAUCUAGUUUUCUAUACAUAUUUCAAAUCUGUAUUUUACUUAAACAAAAUCAAAGAAAAUACUAUAUACAAAUCAUUUUAUUUCACCUGACCAUGGUCAUGACCAUGAAGUAAAAUUAUUAUGUAAAGCAUAUUACAUAUUAUAUUACAUAUUGCAUAUUAUGUAAAAAAAAAAAAAAAAAAAACCCAUAAAAAUCAAUUAAAUUAACAUAAAAUUUCGGCAUAAAAAGUUUUUAUAACCAUAUUUCAUAACCAGUCUCCUUAAAUAAUUUAAGUAAAUUCAACUUAUCCAGGCUUUCAGUGUACAUAGAUGUUCUAAACUGUGUGAUAUAGCCACAGUGCAGUUAUAAGUUCAUCCAAAUGAAAAUGGAACCAGUAAAGCUUUCCUUUUUAGCAUGCUUUACGGGACCUACAAGCUGACACAUGGCUACAUUCUCAACAUUACUAGACUUGAAGUGUUUUUAACCUCUUUUACCUUUUUUGCCUUAUCAUAAUCAUCCUUAAAGAAGAAUGAUUAACCAAAAUGUGUCCACUAUAGCUCGCUAGUGUACUGACAUCUAUCUGCAAGGUUCUGAACAUAUUUAUUUACCACAGAAUGUCAUAGAAGUGUUUUUUGAAAACCCAAUUUAAGACUGAGGUUAGACCCUGAGUCCAAGUAUGGGCAUAAACAACAUAGUGCUGUUUGCCUGUUAAUAAGCAGACUCAAAUCAUUUACAACAUCCAACAUUACAAUCACUGAUCAUUUUACUACAUCACAGCUAUUCUACUUGUGUUUAAGACUUUUCACUGAAUUAAAAGUUUAUGAGGCCGACCCAAAUGCAAAUUGAGCCGUAGAUGUGAUGGAUUUUUUUUAGGAAAGUCAGGAAAACAAUAAAAGCAAACAUUUCUUUUUCUUUUCUUUUCUUUUUAUUUUUUUUGCAGUGUGUUUCAGGUUGCUUGUGGUUGUUUCAGCUUCAGACUGAAAUGAAAACUAUGACUAAAGGACUGUAACUCAAACUGUUUUUUUUUUUUAAAGAAUCUCAUGUAAAUAAGUCACGUUUUAUUUAAUAUGCAGUAUAUUUUGAGCAAUUUGAACAACACAGUGAGUUGAUUUGUUUGUCUUUUGUUUAUUUGUUUGUUUGUUUUUCAUAAAGGUAUAAAGGUUCUCUUCAAGUUUUUUUUAGGUUCAUAGAUGCAAAUAUAGUUGAUUCUUAUAUUUUCUUGUUGGUAUUUUUGUGUUUUAUUAUGAAUUUAAACAGAAAAACAGUGACCUCAGCUAAGAUUGGAAGCGAAACGGGAGUUAAUUGAAUUGUUAAAACACUUGUAGUGUUGUUAUAUAACUUUUAUAUUGUUUUAUUAUAUUAAGAUUAAGACUUAUUUCUCUGUGGAUUUAUCAUGUGUAUUUUUGAAUAGAUUGUUGUACUAAAAUGCUACUUUACAUGUUUUAUAUUUACUAAUUUUCCCACAUUUUUUCCCUUAAAGCCUUUUUAAUACAAAUAAACUGCAGCUUGGUGAUAGCA
Astyanax mexicanus (Mexican tetra) is the source of this 6198-nucleotide messenger RNA. RefSeq names its product roundabout, axon guidance receptor, homolog 4 (Drosophila) (gene robo4). The record is from RefSeq and is a predicted model, not a curated record. Bases 447 to 3905 code for a protein of 1152 amino acids. The transcript has 19 exons. Gene Ontology annotation, cellular component: axon; plasma membrane. Lineage: Eukaryota; Metazoa; Chordata; Actinopteri; Characiformes; Acestrorhamphidae. Gene Ontology annotation, biological process: axon guidance; cell-cell adhesion. Gene Ontology annotation, molecular function: protein binding.